Drosophila gunungcola (fruit fly) is the source of this 2569-nucleotide messenger RNA. Its product is annotated as zinc finger and BTB domain-containing protein 17. NCBI's taxonomy places the organism in Eukaryota, Metazoa, Arthropoda, Insecta, Diptera, Drosophilidae. Gene Ontology annotation, biological process: regulation of DNA-templated transcription. The transcript has a single exon. The record is from RefSeq and is a predicted model, not a curated record. Gene Ontology annotation, molecular function: DNA-binding transcription factor activity, RNA polymerase II-specific; RNA polymerase II cis-regulatory region sequence-specific DNA binding. The coding region runs from base 422 to 1588 and encodes 388 amino acids.
CGGCGGGCCAGACCGCAUGCAGCUCUGCUUCCAGUGUCCACCAUCUUUGCCGAAGUUGCCACAAAAGUAAAAUCGUGACGAAUAAAACUACCCGAUCUCGCGAAAAAUAAGUGUUGACUAUUGUGGAAAAAACGCAGAGCGAAAGGCCGCCAAAAAAGCAGGAGAGGAUUGCACUCCAGCUGGUCAGGGCAGAAGAUUGCGAUUGCGAUUCCGAAUCGGAUUCCAGCGUAGCGACAGAGGCAGAGAGAGCGUGUAGAAGGGGUAGUGGAGCGGAGAGUGGGAACGGGAACGGGAGUGGGAAAGAGGAGCUGUCAGUCGGACGAAAAAAAAAAUCAAGCCUGUCAAAUCAGCCGGAAACCAGGACCAGGAAACAAGGACCUACUUACCCAAUCCGCCUUACAGCCCCACAAUCGCCAGCAAAAUGAACGCCAAGCGUGUCAAGUACUCCACGGUCAAGGAGGAAUUCGUGCCCGUGCUAAUCCAACACGAUCCCAAUGUCGAGGAGGAGGAGCCCGAGGAACAGGAGCACGAGCACGAGGACGACGGCCAGGAGACGCAGUACACGUAUGCCUACACCACCACCGAGGACGAUGACACCGAGACGGCGGUGGUGACGCUCAGCGAUCGGGAGCAUGAGGCUCUGGCCAAUGCCCAGGAGGUGAUCAUCGACGAGAAUGGCCAUGCGGUGACCCUGCAGCAGCUGGUGGAGAACAGCACCGUCGAGGAGGUGGAGACCAUCGAUCAGGGCGACGGCACUCACACCAUCCUCCACAUAGUGCCCAAUAUCCAUGGCCAGCACGAGGAGGACGAGGAGGAGCCCGAGGAGGAGGAGGAACUGGAGGAGGGCGAGGAACUGGAGCACGACCACGAGGAUGAUGAGAUCGUGACCGUGGAGCAGGAGGAGGGCGAGGUGGACGAGGACGACGACGACGUGGGCUCCAUUGUCUUCGAGAGCACCAUCGACCAGGCCGAACAGGAUCCGCAUGCCCGCAACAAGACGUUCUAUUGCCCCAAUUGCGGCAACUGCUACAGUGCCGCCGGCUCCCUGAAGCUCCACAUGCGCGCCUGCCUGCGCCAAAGGAACGAGGUCUCCGCCGAGGAUCGCAAGUGCAAGGUGUGCAGCAAAGUCUUCAACUCGGUGGCCUACCUCAAGGAGCACAUCAUGCGGCACACGGGCGAGCAGCCGUUCCGCUGCACUCGCUGCUAUCGCAAGUUCGUGGACGAGGGCAAGUACGCCGCCCACAUGGAGUCGCACAAGCAUCAGGACAAGCUGGAGGCCGAGGCGGUUGCCUUGGCCGCCCAACACGGCGGCAAGAAGGUGGUGGUCAAGGAGUUCCAGUGCGCGUUCUGCACCCAAAACUUCACGGUGGUCUUCGAUGUGGGCCAGGUGAAGCGCCGCUACGCCUGCGAUGCCUGCCGCGACAAGUACUCUAAUGCGGAGGCACUGCGUCAGCACAAGCAGCAGGUGGAGGAGAAGCGCGAGUUCAGCUGCGAGCGCUGCGGCAGGAAGUUCGUCUUCGAGGGCUUCCUGCAGCGGCAUUUGCCCACCUGCGAUGGCAGCAUCAAGCGGCGUCGCGACAUGAAGUAGAGGCGGCCGCAACGUGACGGCAACUGGCGGCGACGGCAGCAGCUUCCGACAGCGGAUUAGGAUAAGCAGGAGGAGCGGGAGUCGCCGCCGCCAGUGCGUUAUGUUGUUAUCAACCAGAAGCAGGAGCAAGAACAGAUGUACGAUCAGAAGCAGGAGGAGCAUCGGAUGAUGAUCGCUCAAAAUCAAGAUUAGCCAGCCAGGACCACUUAAAUCAUGACAGGAAGGAGCAGCUGCUGGCCAUCUAUUCACACACAAAACAACACACAACACCACACACACACAAACGCUUUUAUUGGGGCCUCAACGUCAUCUUCCUUCAACCAAUUCCAAAGGAGAGCGUUUUUUUUUUUGUUUGUUUACCUAUAUUGGCUUUAAAAUAUGAGAGAUAAAUUGGAGGAACGAUGUUGGACACACACGGAUGGCGAGCCUGGCCAAUGUAUAGAUAUAUAUUACUUACUUUUAAUUACGACUUAAUGAUAGAGCCCCAAAACACCCGCUAUUGCGUAAUAACCACAAACCGAAAUACUGGCACAAAAACGCGCGUCAAAUCGUUUAUGAAUUCAAUAAAACACUAAAUCAAUAAAUUUCGCAAGCGAUUAUUUUGAUCAUUUUCAAAAGAUUUGUAAAUUGGUAUUUUAUAUUCAAGAAGAUAUAUAAAGCGAUUUAGUCUAUGAAAACAUUUGCUUACUUUUUUCGCUCUGAUAUUUACAAAAUAAAUUUUUUUGUAAACAUUCUUAAUAAUGUAAAAACGUUAGUGCUUAAACUUUUUUAAUCGUCUAGUUCAUAAAUGUUGUUGUAAACUUUAGUUGUGAAUGUCUACUUGUCAUUAAAUUUUAAAAUAAUCUCGAACUGCAAAUCGAUACCUUUCCAAAUACUUUCAAUUACAACUUUGUAAAAACCAGGACAAUAUCCGUUUCGGAAGUCUACAUUUUGUGUUACCAUUUUUUCCAAAAUACAAGGAAAUAGCCAAACUAAAUAUUA